GGCCAACAUGGAUGCUAUCAGCCAAUCACCUGUGGAUGUCCUGCUUCCCAAGCACAUCCUGGAUAUCUGGGCCAUUGUCCUCAUCAUCCUGGCUACCAUUGUCAUCAUGACCUCUUUGUUUCUGUGUCCAGCCACUGCAGUCAUCAUUUAUCGAAUGCGGACUCAUCCAGUUCUCAAUGGGGCUGUAUGAGACCCUUGAAAGUGGGAUGUUGUGUGAUAAGGACACAAGUCUCUCCCUCGGCCUGUUCUCCGAAAGACAGUGGGGAAGACUCAGGAGUUGAACUUUUGUUUUAGUUUUGAUUCUGCAGCUAGCCCACAGCGUGGAUUUGAUCAAUGAACCUAACUUUGUGGGUUCCAAACUCCUUAGCUUUCAACUAGGGGUCAUAAUCCCUGCCCUCCUACUUCACAGGGUUGAAAGCCAUGUGACUUAGUGGAGGUGAAAGCUGUUUGUGAGCAGUGGAAGCCACACAGGUGUUGUGUUGUGCAAUGAGAAGCUUUGAAGAAUCAAAGACCCUUGAAGCUGCUGAUGGUAAAGGAGGCAAGGCAGACUGUGAAAGAGCAGCUUUGGCCAGUGCCCCUCACGCCAAACCUUGACAGUGUAACCCAUCCUUAGCAAACCAAACUUUUUUUUUCCCCAUGAAACCUCUAGGAGAGAAGGAGCUAGUAUGUAUGGCAGGGGAAGAGAGAGAUGAGCAUAAGUUUCAAGAACUUCUCUGCCAAAUUCUGCCCUGUAUAACCCGAAGGAGAGCUUGCCAUAAUUUAGCAGUGCCAAAGGAGGUGGUGUGAUGACCUGCACUGAGUCUCAGGUCUCUGUUGGAAAUGCAGGGUGGCUAAGUUUUCUGCUCAGCAUUUCAGCUCCUUUAUGUACCUCACAGUAGAGGAUUUCCCUAUGUCUGAACUUUGUUGUUAUUAGCUACAUGUUAUUGUUACUAAUUUUUUGUGGCACUGGAGAACCUAGGGCCGUGAUCUGCCUCUGAGCUACAUCCCCAGCCCUUCUAGCUCCAGUAAACAUCUAAAGUAUGCAUUAUUUCAAGAGAUUUCCCAGGACUCUUGAACCUGACUCAAAACAACAAUGGUUAUUUUAGAUGCUAUGGUUUAUAUUUAUAUAGAGAUAUUUCUAGACCAUUAAAGCUUGCCCUUUGACAUUCAACUCAGGGGCAUUUUGGGAUUUAUUGUUAUGUAAGAAGAUAACUGAUAUUAGGGUAGUAUUGUGUCAAAUGAUGCUUACUUUGAUCUUACUUCAUGGAUAUAUGCUUUCAAUUUCCAAUAAAGUGCCAUAUUGAGCAUG
Molecule: messenger RNA, 1288 nt
Organism: Cricetulus griseus (Chinese hamster)
Lineage: Eukaryota; Metazoa; Chordata; Mammalia; Rodentia; Cricetidae
Source: RefSeq, a predicted model, not a curated record